Messenger RNA from Diabrotica balteata, 630 nucleotides. The record is from the annotation of a GenBank genome assembly. NCBI's taxonomy places the organism in Eukaryota, Metazoa, Arthropoda, Insecta, Coleoptera, Chrysomelidae.
AUGUUGUGCUUAUCUAGUAUUUUUUGUUUGUUGUUUUUAACACACCCGGCAUUAUCGUACACAGAAGAAGAAAUUGAUUACUACGAGACGCAGCUAAACAAAGCAAUAGAGGACUCAAAAACCUACCAACCUGAUACUAGCGCAGAAAAAUACCGAGCUAUACGAUUUAGCCCACCAGAAGAUUGUGGAGAGUAUGACUUCAUCAUUGUUGGAGCUGGAUCUACUGGAACUCUAUUAGCAAACCGCCUAUCUGAAAUUUCUGGCUGGAAAAUAUUGCUGCUGGAAGCUGGUGACUAUGGAAAUAAUAUUACCGACGUUACUGGGAUCAGUUACAAAGCUUUAAUGAUGAGCGAUUAUAACUGGGGAUUUUACAGUAUUCCACAAAAAAAUUCUUGUUUAGCCAUUCGUUGUCUUCCUCAAUAUGCAAAAAAUACGGCCAAACCCCCUGCUACGUUAGUAGUGACACCAGACUCAAAAGAAUAUGGGAAACUACCUCAGAAAGAUCAGGUUUUAAGCUCUGACUUUGAGGAUAAAACUAAACCAAAAUUGUUGUCCUGGGAAAACAUAAAUAAUUUUAUGAUAUAUCUGAAUAUUUCCAAAGAUCUGCCAAGUUCCUUGGACCCAAAUUAA